AUGGGAAAACCGAAAGGUAUACGUACAGCACGUAAGUUGAAAACGCAUAGACAGGCUCAGCGUUGGAAUGACAAAGGUUAUAAGAAGGCACAUUUGGGGACACGAUGGAAGGCAAAUCCAUUUGGAGCAGCAUCGCAUGCGAAAGGCAUCGUCUUGGAAAAAGUAGGUGUUGAAGCGAAACAACCAAAUUCGGCCAUUCGCAAAUGUGUUCGUGUGCAACUAAUUAAAAAUGGGAAGAAGAUCACAGCAUUCGUACCAAAUGAUGGUUGCUUGAAUUUUAUUGAAGUGACCUUUUUCGAUGUUCAUUCGGAAAAUGACGAAGUUCUUGUUGCUGGCUUUGGCCGGAAAGGACACGCUGUGGGUGAUAUACCCGGUGUGCGUUUUAAAAUUGUUAAAGUAGCAAAUACAUCAUUGAUUGCAUUGUUCAAAGGAAAAAAGGAAAGACCACGCUCAUAA
Acanthocheilonema viteae is the source of this 456-nucleotide messenger RNA. NCBI's taxonomy places the organism in Eukaryota, Metazoa, Nematoda, Chromadorea, Rhabditida, Onchocercidae. The record is from the annotation of a GenBank genome assembly.